GUGAAAGGAAAAAAGAAGAAAAUAAAAGGGCGCAUAAGCUGAAGAACGAAAGGAAUGGCAUCAAUCCUGAGGUCAGUGGCAACGACUACAGCCGUCGUAGCGUCUGCGAUUCCCAUCGCGAUCGCGUUUUCUUCUUCAUCUUCUUCCUCCUCUACCAGCUCUAAAUCACAGUCUCUCAAUUUCUCCUUCCUCUGCCGAGGGUCUCCACGUCGCUUGGGGCUUUCACGAAGCUUCGCUAGCUCUCCCAUGGCGACCGUUCCUGUUUCUGACCGUAAUCUCCAUCAGGAGGAUCGAGUCAUGCCUCAGCUCCUUACCGAGUUUAUGGUGGAUAUGAAAUGUGAGGGUUGUGUUAACGCCGUGAAGAGCAAGUUAAUAACCAUUGAAGGGAUUGAAAACGUGGAGGUGGAUUUGCUUAACCAAGUUGUGAGAAUACUUGGAUCUUCUCCUGUAAUGGCUAUGACCCAAGCUUUGGAGCAAACCGGUCGAAAAGCUCGCUUGAUUGGACAAGGUGUUCCUCAAGAUUUCUUAGUCUCAGCUGCAGUAGCGGAAUUCAAAGGCCCUGACAUUUUCGGGGUGGUAAGAUUUGCUCAGGUCAGUAUGGAGCUUGCAAGAAUCGAAGCCAACUUCACCGGUUUGUCUCCCGGAAACCACAGUUGGUCUAUCAACGAGUAUGGAGAUCUCACAAACGGAGCAGCCAGCACCGGGAACUUGUACAAUCCAUUUCAAGAUCAUAACGGCACAGAGGCAUUGGGUGACCUGGGAACACUAGUGGCAGACCAAAGCGGAGAGGUGUUUUACUCGGGAAAGAAAGAGAAGCUCAAGGUUGUGGAUCUUAUCGGGCGAGCAGUUGUGGUUUACAAGACCGAGGAUAAUAAGUCAGGCCCCGGAUUGACCGCUGCAGUGAUUGCUAGAAGCGCAGGAGUUGGUGAAAACUACAAAAAGCUUUGUACUUGUGAUGGUACUGUCAUUUGGGAAGCUACAAACAGCGAUUUCGUGACUAGUAAGGUAUAAUAAGAAAGAACAAUGAUAAAUUUGAUAGUACAUUACGUAUUGUACCAAUGAAGAUUUGUUAUGGACCAAAAUUUGAGGGUACUGUAUCUUGAAACGACACUCACAGCUUUUUGUAUUGUACCAAAAUCUGUUGUGCACUCGUGUAACGAAUGUACCGUUUAUUACGGCAAAGAGUUAAUGGUUGGGAUUAAGUUCU
Molecule: messenger RNA, 1207 nt
Organism: Eutrema salsugineum
Lineage: Eukaryota; Viridiplantae; Streptophyta; Magnoliopsida; Brassicales; Brassicaceae
Product: copper chaperone for superoxide dismutase, chloroplastic/cytosolic
Exons: 6
Coding region: 55-1011 (318 amino acids)
Biological process (GO): removal of superoxide radicals
Molecular function (GO): superoxide dismutase activity; copper ion binding
Source: RefSeq, a predicted model, not a curated record